AUGAACCGUGUGACCAAGAUCGCUUCUCACGUGAGCGCGUCCUUGUCGGAACAGGAUCCCAGCCUUGUCUCACAGGCCACUGCUGGCACCGCCUGCAUCUGUGCCCCAGAGAAGUCCGAUGACGACGUGGUAAUUUGCUGUGCCGUCCGGACACCGCUCACCAAGGCAAAGCGGGGAUCCUUCGCCAACACCUCCCCAGAGGAGCUCCUGUCCUGGGUUUUCAGGGAAGUCGUGAACAGGACGAAAGUGAACCCGAAAGACAUUGGUGACAUCCAGGUCGGUAACGUACUUCAGCCAGGCGCUAGUGGACUGACCUCCCGGAUGGGCCAGUUCAUGGCCGAGCUGCCCUACGAUAUCCCCUUGAGCACCGUCAACCGCCAGUGCAGCAGUAGUCUCCAGGCCACCGCAAACAUUGCGGCAUUCAUCAAGGCAGGUGUGAUUGAUGUUGGACUUGCCGGGGGAGUGGAGAACAUGAGCAUGUUCCCCAUGAUGGCCACCAUCGACAUCACAAAGCUGUCCGCAAAGAUCAUGGACUACGAGAAUGCCGAGGCCUGCUUGCUGCCCAUGGGUUUGACAUCUGAGAACGUGGCGGCCGCCUAUGGCAUCACGAGGGAACGCCAGGAUCAAAUGGCGGAAGACUCCCACAAGAAGGCGCUGGCUGCUCAGAAGAACGGCUGGUUCAAGGAGGAGAUCGUCCCCGUGACCAUCGAAGUGAAGAACAAGGAUGGCAGCGUGACGAAGAAGACGAUCACGGAGGACGAAGGCCCUCGUGGCGGCACCACGAGGGAGAGCCUGUCCAAACUGAAGCCUGCUUUCCGAAAGGGUGGCAGCACCACUGCAGGCAACUCUAGCCAGGUGACGGACGGUGCUUCCAUGGUUCUGCUGGCACGCCGAUCAGCUGCCAAGAAGAUGGGCUUGCCCAUCAUUGCGCGAUUCCGCAGCUUCGCCUGUGUCGGCGUUGACCCGAAGCUGAUGGGUAUCGGCCCUGCCUUCGCCAUCCCAGUCGCUCUCGAGAAGGCUGGCCUGACUGUCGACGACAUCGACAUCUACGAGAUCAACGAGGCCUUUGCAUCCCAGGCAACCAUGUCGGUCGACCACCUGAAGAUCCCCAUGGAGAAGCUGAACCCAAAGGGAGGCGCCAUCGCGCUUGGCCACCCGCUGGGUGCCACGGGUGCCAGGCAGAUUGCAACCCUGCUGCCCGAGUUGAAGCGCACGGGCAAGAAGUUGGGCGUCACUUCUAUGUGCUUGGGAAGCGGCAUGGGCGCGGCAUCAGUGAUCGAGGUCUUCCGCGACCUGCAGCGGCAGCUACACCCGGACAAGAACCUGCACGACCAAGAGGCAGCCAAAUUGGCCUUUCAGAAGCUCAUGGAAAGCCGUCCUCUGUCUGAUUUGGCCACGUAA
Messenger RNA from Symbiodinium sp. CCMP2592, 1401 nucleotides. Lineage: Eukaryota; Dinophyceae; Suessiales; Symbiodiniaceae. The record is from the annotation of a GenBank genome assembly.